Messenger RNA from Rana temporaria (common frog), 4100 nucleotides. It is a transcript of the gene SLC5A6, whose product is annotated as solute carrier family 5 member 6. The record is from RefSeq and is a predicted model, not a curated record. Gene Ontology annotation, biological process: pantothenate transmembrane transport; sodium ion transport; biotin transport. Gene Ontology annotation, cellular component: membrane. Gene Ontology annotation, molecular function: sodium-dependent multivitamin transmembrane transporter activity. Bases 531 to 2438 code for a protein of 635 amino acids. NCBI's taxonomy places the organism in Eukaryota, Metazoa, Chordata, Amphibia, Anura, Ranidae. The transcript is spliced from 18 exons.
CCGCCCUAUAGGCAGCCUUACGUCAGAGGCAGCGCUGUCCUUGUGAGAGGAGCAACGGCAGCACCGAGGACGGGGAGACCCUGAGGAGGGGGUGACCGGCGGGGACACGUGUGGAGGCACAGUAGACUUUCCUGAGCCGUUCCCGCGUCAGGAUACCAAACUUAGAGAAUCCAAUCAGAGGAGCAGAACAUUCCAAGGGACGUGCUCCUCUAAUUCAGGAUGCAGUUGGAUGUCCUUUUUGUUGGAAGAAGAGUAAAACGGUUUACUAGGGAUUAAAAGAUUAAGCCGGGAUUAGACAUCUAUGCUGCAGCGGUUCCUUCACAAGGCAGAAAGGUUUCAAGAUGACUGUUGGAAACCAAAGCAAAGGACUCUGUAACUGCAUCUUCACAAGUUGCGAGAGCGCUCCAAUUCAGCUUCCGUAGAAACCUAAAGGCAAAAUUAAUGAGCAAACAUAGGACUUCUAGCAGAACGUUAAAAAAGAAGCCAAAAGACGGUGACUGUGUAGCUGGUAUCGCAGUCUAACAUCCACCAUGAAGUUUAGUACGGUGGAUUACGUUAUCUUUGCGCUGCUCUUAAUCAUGUCCUCGGCCAUCGGACUCUACUAUGCCUUGAGUGGAGGAAAACAGCGCACCACACAAGAGUUCCUGCUGGCUAACCGCAAUAUGGGCUUCUUCCCAGUAGCCUUGUCACUUCUGGCUACAUUCCAGUCCGCCGUGGCCAUUCUUGGCGUGCCAUCGGAGAUGUAUCGCUUUGGGACAGAGUACUGGUUCCUUGGCUGCUCCUACGUCCUCGGGCUUCUAAUUCCCGCAUACAUCUUCAUUCCGGUUUUCUAUCGGUUACGGCUUACCAGCACCUAUGAGUACCUGGAGCUGCGGUUCAAUAAAGCUGUGAGAAUCUGCGGGACCAUCACCUUCAUAUUUCAAAUGGUUAUCUAUAUGGGAGUGGUGUUGUAUGCUCCUGCUCUAGCCUUUUAUGCAGUUACCGGAUUCAGCCUGUGGGGGGUGGUGUUGACUAUGGGAUUGGUCUGCACUCUUUACACUACUCUGGGAGGUUUGAAGGCCGUUAUCUGGACAGACGUCAUUCAGACGAUGGUGAUGUUUGCUGGACAGCUUGCGGUUAUCAUUGUUGGUACUGCCAAGGUGGGCGGCAUCAAGGAGGUUUGGCAAAUUGCCACCGACCACGAUAAGAUCUCCGGGAUAAACUUCAACCCAGAUCCAUUCACCCGUCAUUCUGUCUGGUCCCUGGGUAUUGGAGGAAUUUUCCUGAUGCUGUCAUUGUAUGGAGUGAACCAGGCUCAAGUGCAGCGUUACCUCAGUUCCCGGACAGAGAAGGAGGCCGUCAUGUCCUGCUAUGCUGUGUUUCCCUGCCAGCAAUUGGUUCUGGCUUUGGGGUGUCUGACCGGCCUGGUGAUGUACGCUUAUGAUCAAAAGAAUAAUCUCUUUACCCCUGAAAUCAAAGCUGUGCCAGACCAGAUGGUGCUGUACUUUGUCAUGGACAUUCUGCAGGAUUUUCCUGGCCUCCCAGGUCUGUUUGUGGCCUGUCUGUUCAGUGGAGCCCUCAGCACCAUCUCCUCUGCGUUCAACUCUCUGGCCACGGUUACCAUGGAGGAUCUAAUCAAGCCACAUUUCCCCGGCCUCACCGAGUCCAGGGCCACUCUAUUAUCUAAAGGCCUUGCUUUCGGUUAUGGAAUCCUCUGCCUGGGAAUGGCCUACGUCUCCUCUCUGAUGGGCUCCGUCCUGCAGGCAGCGCUAAGUAUUUUCGGCAUUGUUGGAGGCCCCCUCCUUGGUCUCUUCUCUCUUGGAUUAUUCUUUCCUUUUACCAAUGCUAUUGGAGCCAUCAGUGGUCUGAUUGCUGGGCUAGUCGUGGCAUUUUGGAUCGGCCUGGGUAGUUUUUUGAGCAGAUUGCCGGCUACAUCUUCCUCCCCUUUACUCAAUGCCACCAGUUCGCCAGAAUGGGGGAACUUCACUACCACUGUUAUGACCACCUUGCUGACCUCUGGAAAUGCUACAAAAAGUGUGACCGGUCUGCAGAAGUUCUACAGUUUGUCCUACAUGUGGUACAGCGCUCACAACUCCACCACGGUUGUCAUUGUUGGCAUCAUCGUCAGCCUGCUGACCGGCCCGAUGAAGGGAAAGGAUGUGAACCCUCGCACAGUCUACCUCGUCCUUCCGAAGCUGCUCUUCUUUCUGCCAGAGAGAUACAAGGAGACACUGCGGUUUGGAGUACCUCACAUAGCAGAGGUAGGGGAGCGCCUAGCGACCAGACUGUUCAAGGAUGAACAGAACCUGCCGAAGCCCUUGGUGGCUGACAAACCCAGCAACGGUUUCCUAAACGGAAGUGUGAAGGGGCCGGAAAAAGAUGAAAUGGAGGAGAACUUUAUGGGCGUUUCUCGCCCCGAUGGUGGACACUCAUACGUGGUCCAUGAGACGUCUCUUUGAUACGUGUCAAGAUAAGACAUUGGAGAAGACACAGCUGCCGGCUGGACCGUGCUCUGAGCAUCCCACCGUUGGUCCUUUCCAAAAUGCUGCCUUCGGGACCUUCGAAUUAUAGCAGAAAGAGGAUGCAGGUUUAUGUGUCACCCUGUUGGUUCCAUCAUCUCUGUGGUGUCACCCUCCUAAUGUUCUGCUUUUACCUCACCGGGCUUCGGUCAGUUUCAAUGGUCUCAAUCCAGAUCGGCACUGACCUUCUCUCGCGGUUACGUGAUCGUAAUAUAACAUCUCGGCUCUUCCAGCAGACACAAAGCCUUGGAGAGCUCAUCUCUGAAAUCACAACAGUGUUAUCUGUCUGCCUUGAGCCGGUUGGGCUUCUACCGCUAGCUUUGGUGCCGGUUUCUGGAAUCUCAUUCUCCGGGACAACACCCAAAAAAGUUUUUGUAUCAACUUGAAUGACACAUUCGUCAUUCCCCAGAAGUUCUGUGAUUUUUUUUUUUCCAUUUUGUUAAUUAAGUGUAUCUAAAACCAAGAACAAACAUGUAAUUUAUUGCAGCCUUCCUUUUCUUAGAUGUGUACUUGAUUGGUUUCCUUCCUCCCAGGUUUUAAUCCUUUAUUUAUCCCUUGUUGAUCCUGACACGUCUUGUCCUAGGGUGAUGACACUCGCUCACUGUAUCGUCUGUGGAUAAGCAGCGUUGUCACCUUAAAACAAGAGUUGCGGUAGGAGUACAAAACCUCUUCUUAUUGCCUCCAUUCCAUAGAGGAAUGUGUCCUGUAGUUCUAAGAGGAUAUUUUUGAGAGCUUAUAACAUUUUGUUUCCAGCUUCAAAAAAAUAAAGCAGCAAAAGAUGGGACUUUUUUAAGGUGCCAUGCUCCGAACUGCAUACUUGUGUUGGGUAGAAUGUUAAUGCAACGGGUCAGAUAUCGGCUAGGCAAGUGGCAUUCUUCGUAGGUGAUUAGUGAUGGCAUCCCCUCUACCUCUGUCAAUGAUGGGUUUAGUUUAAAGCAGAACUCUAGGUAACCUGAUCAUAAUCAGGCAGACAUGGUACUGUUAAAUUUACAAAAAACACUAAAAAAGGAAAUCAAAUGACCGUUCUGUUGUCCCCUGUGUUCCAUGUUGACAUGCUCCCAUGGGAAUAUACCUCCAGCUCUUGGGCAGAUCUAUCAGAAACUUGUCUGCUUAUCUGACUACUCUUUAACCCAACUGGGUCACUGGGGUGCCAUGUAUUUCCUUUUAAUAAUUACCCCUGAAGGCUGCUGGGAUGCAAGGUAGUUGGGCCACUCGCCUCCAUCCAUGUUGUCAGUUUAAAGUAGGGAGAACAGACCAAUAUUCAGUUUUUUUUUUUUUUGUACAUGUUACUUUGUUGUCAUUUGCCUGAAAUUCUUCUUUACGGUACUCCAACAUGAGAUGAUUAUUGUGUUCAGAUUGGGUCAAGAUCCCCAUGUCUGUAGGCACCAGAAACAGCCAGUCGUCCUCUUUUCUGCAGGACCAGCAGUUGGUUGUGUUGGUGUUUUUAUGAUGACCGGUAGUCUGUUGGCCCGUUCUCUUGGCCCAGUCUCUAUCCUUGUCUUGCAGGCUUGUAAAGUCCAAUCUUGCAGGUCUAUCAAAGCUACACAGUUCACAGGAAAAAGCCACACUAUGUCAGCAUAUAUGGGCAUCCUUUAUUAAAAA